AUGUCCCCAAUUAGUCAAAUGAACAGACCAGAACAUGCUCCAUAUCCAAAGCUAUCCACUACUCAAGUUGAAGAGAACAUUCUACCUCAAUUGAACCAAUGGGCUCUAGCUAAUGGUUUAAUCAUGGCUGACAAGGAUAGUAUCAGUAAGGCUAAUGUUGCUCCAACCACCAUCUUUCCAACCCCAAUCCCAGCUAAGGUAUUCGAGAACGCUAAGACUUUGCAAAAGACUUACAAUCAAUUGUACGCUCAAGUUUCCAACUCUGAUUGGCUAAUGGAAGAAAGUGGGAAACUUGUCCACUCUGAUCCUGAAUUUACUGGCAGACUUUAUGAUAUGGCUAAAAAGUGUGACUCUAAACAAACUUUAAAAUUAGGUUUGUUCAGAUCAGAUUAUUUAAUCGACCAAAGUUCUGAACAAAUCAAACAAGUUGAAUUCAACACUGUAUCUGUUUCCUUUGCUGGUUUAUCCACCAAAGUUGGUGAAUUACAUUCUUUCCUAAACAGUCUGGGUGCUUAUGAUGCUAGUGGUGAAAUGAAGAUGUUCUACGAAGGUAUGGGUGAAUUACCUGUCUCCGAAUCUUCUGUCUUUAUGCCAAGAGGUCUAGCCCGUGCUUUUACCAUGUAUCAAUCUAUGAAUUCUGAGACCAAGAAAGAAAAGGCUGCCAUUGCCUUUAUUGUCGAACCAAACGAAACUAAUUUAUUUGAUCAAAAGACAGUCGAAUUCAAUUUAUUGAGAUUAUACGGUAUUAAGAGUGUUAGAUUGACUUUUGAAGAAGCGUUAAAGGAUCUAGAAUACAGUAAAUUUGAUGACAACAAGAGAAUCAUUCAUAAGAAGACUGGUAAAGAAAUCGCUGUUGUCUACUACAGAACAGGUUACACCACAGGUGAUUACUACAAUGAAUCCUGUUGGAAAGCCAGAGAUUUCUUAGAAAACUCUUAUGCCAUUAAAGCUCCUACAUUAGACAUUCAAUUGGCUGGUUCUAAGAAAGUUCAACAAUUAUUGACUCAAGAUGAUAUUUUGAACAAAUUCAUCGAUGAUGAAACUACCAAGAAAGAACUUGUUAAGACUUUCGUUAAGAUUUAUCCAUUAGAUGAUUCAAAACUUGGUAAAGAAGGUAAGAAGUUGGCUCUCGAAUGCACAACUAAGAAGGCUAAAUAUGUCUUAAAGCCUCAAAGAGAAGGUGGUGGAAACAACGUUUACAAAGAAGAAAUUCCAAAAUUCUUGAAGACUAUUGAUGAAAAUGAAUGGGAUUCAUAUAUUUUAAUGGAAUUGAUUGAUGCAAAGCCAAGUACUGAGAAUUAUCUAGUUAGAGAUGGUAAGUUAACUAAAGAACCUGUCAUUAGUGAACUAGGUAUUUAUGGUACCAUCUUAUUUGACAAAGAUUCUAUCCGUUCUAAUGAAUAUGCUGGUUCUUUAUUAAGAACAAAGCUAAGUUCUUCUAAUGAAGGUGGUGUUGUUGCAGGCUUUGGUACUGUUGACAGUAUGUGUCUAGUAUAA
Messenger RNA from Maudiozyma saulgeensis, 1497 nucleotides. The record is from the annotation of a GenBank genome assembly. NCBI's taxonomy places the organism in Eukaryota, Fungi, Ascomycota, Saccharomycetes, Saccharomycetales, Saccharomycetaceae.